UUAAUCAGUUUUGAGGUUAAGUUGUGAUGAAAACUGAAAUAUUUUUGCACAGUAAUAUUUUCUUUUUAAUUACUUGCUCUACAAAUUAGCCUAAUGGCUUUUAUAUGGAACACAGAUUUACCGACAGAAAUUUUGGUGUUUUCUGUUGAUGCUAUUUUAAGCUAUUUUUUUUACAAAAGCUAUAAUAAGACUUCAACAUAUAUUCAGUGUUUACAGGAUGUGAUUUCAAAGGGUGAAAACAAAGAUGUGGAACAAAUUCAGACUGGCGAGAAAAGAUAUACUAUGGUCCAAGGUCCUGUGAAAUCAUUGGGAAAUAACAUCAUUAGUGUGUAUGCUCCCAACAUGUCUGGAGUGGUACAGAGAAUGAGCACCAAUGAGUAUGUGAUGACUCGCAAUUCCUCUGGUUACUGGAUGGACCAGUCUCGGCCUAUUCAUCAGUCCUACAACACUGUUCCGUUCGCCAUCGUCGUCGGCAGCAGCCUGAUAGAGGUGAAAGACGUGCUACUAGCAGACGAGCUUCACUUAGACACUGUGUACAGCAGGUACGACCCGAUGGUUCACUCUCUAGCAGCCAACAUGUGGAGCUUCUUCUCCGGAAUUCGACGUUACGGCCUCGAGACUACGGAGGAGAUGUUGAAAGAGGGAACGAUCGUCACAGGUAUCGGAGAGCUCGCAGUACUGGAGAACGGCACCAAAGCUCUGCUCCCACCGGGGAAAAACAAACCAUUCUUCAUCAUCACCCAGUCCGUAGCUACUAUCCUCAGUACAAUUAGGGACAAGAAGAUGCUUUACGGAGCUCUUCUAGUUAUCACUGGCACCUUGACAGCAGCGUCCAGUGCGCUACUGAUCCGUCGUUUGUGGAUCCAUCUGAAAAAGAAGAGGGAGUCUGCAGAUCUGCGCAGGCGACUGAGGGAGCGACGGCGAAACGCACGGACACACGGAGACAACAUACCUCAAGCUCUGCAAUGCAUCGUGUGUCAAGACAACCCCAGAGAGGUCAUCAUGUUGCCGUGUGGUCACCUAUGUGUGUGUGAAGACUGUAGUGCUCAGCUUGGAUCUACAUGUCCUGUAUGUAGAGCUCAUAUAGCCACUAGAGCUGCUGCGUUCCUUUCGUAGCCUUUUUUACCUGCUUCUAAAAAUGUCUUUGUGUUAUAUUUAUUUAUAAAGAGUUUAUUUACAACAGUGCAAUUUCUGUGGGUAUAGUUAUGUCAAAUGGUACUGAAGUAAACAUUUUUCUCACUCUA
This is a messenger RNA of Macrosteles quadrilineatus (aster leafhopper), 1244 nucleotides long. Its product is annotated as mitochondrial E3 ubiquitin protein ligase 1-like. NCBI's taxonomy places the organism in Eukaryota, Metazoa, Arthropoda, Insecta, Hemiptera, Cicadellidae. Gene Ontology annotation, biological process: protein ubiquitination; organelle organization. The record is from RefSeq and is a predicted model, not a curated record. Bases 94 to 1116 code for a protein of 340 amino acids. Gene Ontology annotation, molecular function: ubiquitin-protein transferase activity. The transcript is spliced from 6 exons.